Dromaius novaehollandiae (emu) is the source of this 1431-nucleotide messenger RNA. RefSeq names its product Fc epsilon receptor Ig (gene FCER1G). Gene Ontology annotation, cellular component: Fc-epsilon receptor I complex. Gene Ontology annotation, molecular function: IgE receptor activity. NCBI's taxonomy places the organism in Eukaryota, Metazoa, Chordata, Aves, Casuariiformes, Dromaiidae. The coding region runs from base 759 to 1034 and encodes 91 amino acids. The record is from RefSeq and is a predicted model, not a curated record. Gene Ontology annotation, biological process: cell surface receptor signaling pathway. The transcript is spliced from 5 exons.
GUCUGUGGCUCCUGGUCACGUCCUCCAUCCCCGGGAGGAUCCUCCCUCGAGGGCAGUUUCCCCAGCCUGCGGGAGACCAGAGGGAGAUUUUGUGGGAUUUUACUGGAGUUGUUCUGCCUCGACUUCCCCCCAGCUGCCUCGGCGCCGUGGGGCUGCAGGUCGGGGCUUUCCCUGCCGCGAGGCCUGUGGAGGAGCAGGCUUCGAGCUGACACCGAGGGCACUGUCCCCGGCGAGCCCCGCGAGAGGCACCGCGGUCGCUCGGCACGGCCUGACUCAUAGCCGCCAGCUUCCUCUUGGGGGGACGACAGUGAUUCCUCAGCCCAUCGGAGCCCCAGGGGCUGGGAAGUGGGGUUUGCCUGGGUACCGGCUCCCGCUCUCCCAGCCCCAUUCCCAACCGGGGUGCUGUGAGCGGAGAGCUGGGCCCCAGCGUGUCUGGGGCUGGCUACGGGCUUGGCACGCGAUGCUUGGGGCCAGCUCACGUAGCCCUUGAGCAAUUGCCCUGAUAAGCACUCGCUGCCUUUUCCUGGAAGAGAAACCAGCCUCCGUGGCCUGGCUAGUUCCCUAACGCAGCCUGGGUCUGAGAAAAGGAAACGGUGCUGGGCUUGGAGGGCGGGGGGGGCAAGGGAGACGUAAGCCCUGAGCGGAGGAAGGCGUUUGCUCUCCGGUUGCGGAGCCUUCGGCUGACUCAAACGCAACGCCCCGGCCGGCCGGACGCUGCCGCGGAGGUGCGGGGGGCCCGGCUCGGCCGCGGCGCGAGGAUGACCGCCCACCUUGUGCUCGUUUUGGUGCUGCUCCUCCAGGCCCAAGCAGCAGAGGCCCUGAUGGAGCCGGAGCUGUGCUACGUCCUGGACGCCAUCCUCUUCCUCUACGGCGUUGUCCUCACUGUCCUUUAUUGCCGCCUAAAGCUCCAGCUUCAGAGAGCAUCCAAAGACAGUGCCAGAGCAGCCAGGGAGCAAAAAGGAGAACCCAUCUACACCGGGCUCAGCAUGGAAAGCCAGGAGAUGUACGAAACCCUGGAGCCCAAAAGCUCCUAGGGGCUGCGGAGCAGCGCGGACCCCCGGCGUCACCGCGAGGGCUUCCCCGCGCCCCGGCCCUCCCCACCGCCCGCUGCGCCAGGCUCGGCUCGGCCUCGCCGGUUCCAGCGCAGAAGAGCUGCAGAUGUUCCUCCUCGACCCUCGCGCUUGGCCCUGACCCCUGAAGUCGCUGUCCCCGAAGGCCAAAGCCGACUCUGCUGCCCUCUCCGUCCUCUGCGCUCUCCUGGCUGGAUUCAUCUGGGGGAGGUCACAGCAGCGUGACCGCUCGUUCCCUUUGGGUUUUUCCUCCCCAAAUGGGCUGCUGAGCCCCCCAAAUCCACUUUUACAAAUUCUGCCGUAGAACACCUGGAAGCCCCCCGCAAUGGGGAAGAGGGAAACGGUCUCCAGGGAAAAGCGU